UAUAUAAAUAAGAAAAAAGUAUUAUUAUCAUGUUUUGAAGAAGAAAAAAGAAAAUAAAAUUAUUAUCAGUCUAUUUUUAGUAUUUGAAGGCAAGAGUGAUGACCAAUUAGAGAAAAGCUGCAUGAGAUUCACCAUAAUCCACUUCCCCGUCCAAGUUCAUUUUGGUUUUUGGUGUCCACAUUCUUCACGCUUCUCAUUCAUUCUCUAUACAACCACGACGAAUCCUCGCGAUGCCACUCCAACCUGUCACAAGUCCCACUUCAAUUUACAAUCUUACCCUUCACUCUUCUCCCCAAUACACCUCCACUCAGUCCAUUCACCAAUGGCACUAUGGUAAAUCCAAUAACCUUAAUCAUUGUAAAGUUCUUCACUCCAAUUACAUAAAUCCAACCUUUCGUACGUUAAUCUUGCAAUCUGUACAAUACAACAAUAACUUUAGUUUCGUUUUUCUUACUCACUCACCGCCGGGAUGUCGCCGGUGCCCGGAGCACACGCCCCUCUCCUCCCGGGAUCCAAGUCCAAGGAUGUUCCGCCGGCCACCGUGUCCGGCGCCGUGUUCAAUGUCGCCACCAGCAUAAUCGGCGCCGGAAUAAUGUCUCUUCCGGCGACUCUCAAGGUCCUCGGAGUGAUUCCGGCGUUGGUUCUGAUUCUCGUGAUUGCUUUUCUUGCAGAGCUAUCCGUGGAGUUCCUCAUGAGGUUCACACGUGCCGGCGAAACGACGACGUAUGCCGGCGUCAUGAGAGAAGCCUUUGGACCCUUGGGAGCAGUGGCAGCUCAAGUCGCUGUUGUAAUCACCAAUCUCGGGUGUUUAAUUAUGUACCUAAUUAUUAUUGCGGAUGUGUUUUCUGGGAAUCAACGUGAAGGGGAAGUACAUUUGGGUGUUUUGCAACAGUGGUUUGGGAUUCACUGGUGGAGUUCUCGGGAAUUUGCUCUGUUGGUUGUCUUGUUCUUAAUUUUGCUUCCAUUGGUCUUGUACCGUCGCGUAGAGUCGUUGAAGUUCAGUUCUGCAAUAUCAACUCUUCUUGCUGUGGCAUUUGUUACAAUAUGUACCGUGUUAGCAAUAGUUGCUAUUGUUGAAGGAAGAACACAGUCCCCUAGACUGAUUCCUUGUUUGGACCAACAUACCUCUUUUUUUGAUCUGUUUACUGCAGUGCCGGUCGUAGUCACAGCCUACACAUUUCAUUUUAAUGUGCAUCCAAUUGGGUUUGAGCUUGCCAAGCCAUCAGAAAUGGCAACAGCGGUUCGAAUAGCAUUGCUGCUUUGUUGUGUCAUUUACUUUUCAAUAGGCCUAUCUGGGUACCUCUUGUUUGGGGAUUCAACACAGUCUGAUAUUCUCGUCAAUUUUGACCAGAAUGCUGGUUCUGCACUUGGUUCAUUGCUCAAUGUUUUAGUCCGUUUAAGCUAUGCUUUUCAUGUUAUGUUGACUUUCCCUCUCCUCAACUUCUCCUUGAGAACCAACGUAGACGAAUUCUUCUUCCCUAAGAAGUCUCCUCUAGCCACAGACAGCAAGAGAUUUGUGAGUCUCACUCUAGUGCUGCUAGCCUUAAGCUACAUUGCUGCUAUUUUAGUCCCAGAUAUUUGGUACAUCUUUCAGUUCAUGGGAUCAACAUCUGCAGUGUGCCUUGCCUUUGUCUUCCCUGGUGCUAUUGUUCUAAGGGAUUCUUACGGUAUAUCAACAAGAAGGGACAAAAUUAUUGCACUGGUUAUGGUUAUACUAGCUGCGAUAACAAGUGUGAUUGCUAUCUCCACCAACAUAUACAAAGCCUUCCAGUAGCACCUCGUAAAUUUGUAUUUUCUUUUCCCUUUUCAAUUUUUCCCUAUAUUUAGAAUUUUUUAUUAGGGGAGAGGGAGACGUAGAGAGAAAAAGAGAGAAUUCUAGACGCAUUUGAUAGUUGAGGCACUUGGUGACUUGGGUUUAUACUUUCGGAUGCCAUUGUUGUUUGUUGUAAAAUUCGUAUAUCUAGAACAGACCAGCUAUGUAAAAUGUAACCAAGGAUGUGAGAUCCAAAUUUGGGGUUGAAAGUGCAUGCAUAUAAUAUGAGAUCCAAAUUUAAUGUUGAAAGGUGACAAAAUUUGGCCACCAUUAUUAUGCAAGAAACCCAAGUGCAAAUACACCGUGUGUUAACAUUUGGGUAGCUGGUACCCAUUAUUGAGAACAGAUCUUGUAGCCAUACAUACUGUGUCAACAGUACAUGUAUUCAUUUAUUGUAUGUCUUAUCAUUUGGUCCA
Messenger RNA from Glycine soja, 2229 nucleotides. Its product is annotated as amino acid transporter AVT6C-like. The transcript has 5 exons. Bases 470 to 1774 code for a protein of 434 amino acids. Gene Ontology annotation, biological process: amino acid transmembrane transport. Lineage: Eukaryota; Viridiplantae; Streptophyta; Magnoliopsida; Fabales; Fabaceae. Gene Ontology annotation, molecular function: amino acid transmembrane transporter activity. The record is from RefSeq and is a predicted model, not a curated record.